AUGAGUCCUCAUUUCCAGUCUGUCGUUCCAAUCUUACGAAUCUUCGACGUCAAAAAAGCCGACGAAUUCUACCUAAAUUUCUCAGGAUUCACGGUGGAUUGGGAUCACCGUUUCGACGAUAACCGCCACUGCAGCCUCAUUCUACACCUUAGCGAGCAUCAUGGAGAUGGGACCCCAGGCACAAAGAUUCGCGUCAUGAUGAAAAAAGGAAUUGUCGAGUAUCAUCAAGAGCUGAUCACUAAGAAAUAUCGAUACAUGAGGCCAGGGAUAGAAAAGGGUUAUGGAGGGCUGGACUCUCAGGAAGUUACUGUGAUUGAUCCAUUUGGCAAUACAAUCACAUUUUGUCAGACUGAAAAAAGAUGA
Messenger RNA from Trichoderma harzianum CBS 226.95, 363 nucleotides. RefSeq lists its product as hypothetical. Lineage: Eukaryota; Fungi; Ascomycota; Sordariomycetes; Hypocreales; Hypocreaceae. The record is from RefSeq and is a predicted model, not a curated record. The transcript has 2 exons. Bases 1 to 363 code for a protein of 120 amino acids. Gene Ontology annotation, biological process: response to antibiotic.